This is a messenger RNA of Striga hermonthica, 501 nucleotides long. The record is from the annotation of a GenBank genome assembly. Lineage: Eukaryota; Viridiplantae; Streptophyta; Magnoliopsida; Lamiales; Orobanchaceae.
AUGAAUGUAAACUCGAUUAUGCGCAAGAAACUAGCCGACGAGGCUCAAACGGAGGGCACUUUCGACAAGAAAGUGGACGAACUCUUGAAGGAAGCAAACAAUCUCACGACCCUCUGUGGGGUCGAGAUGGGCAUUGUCGUCCACAAGGAAGGGGAGGACAAUGCCGUGAUGUGGCCUUCACUGGAGAUUUCCACCGGGAGUCUCCAAAAGUUCUUGAACUUUCCGGAACCGCAAAGGGCGGAGGGGAUGUCCACGCACGUUGACUUUCUUGAGCAACUUGUGGCGGUCGAGGCCAGUAAAGUGGCCGAGGACCGGGAGAGGCUCCAAAUGAGGAAGGCCCAACAUUUGCUGGCCCAAGUGACGACGGGCGAAAAAAGAAUGGAGGAGCUCGAUUUCCAUGAAUUGCAAGGUUUGGCUUCGUUUGCUUCCGAGAUGCUUAGAAAUAUCGAGAAUCGGGAGAAAGAGUUGGAAGGCGAAGGGUCGGGUAGUUCGAGCGGUUGA